Messenger RNA from Bombina bombina (fire-bellied toad), 3462 nucleotides. RefSeq names its product serine/threonine kinase 16 (gene STK16). Gene Ontology annotation, cellular component: Golgi apparatus; cytoplasm. NCBI's taxonomy places the organism in Eukaryota, Metazoa, Chordata, Amphibia, Anura, Bombinatoridae. Gene Ontology annotation, molecular function: ATP binding; protein serine/threonine kinase activity. The transcript has 9 exons. The coding region runs from base 324 to 1241 and encodes 305 amino acids. The record is from RefSeq and is a predicted model, not a curated record. Gene Ontology annotation, biological process: protein phosphorylation.
UUCAGAUUCCAGAACCUAUGGUUCCGGUAUGAGACCACAACUGUAGUGUUGUCAUCCACAGGAAAGCCUGGUUUAACGGUAAAGAUUGUAAAAGGUGUGGUUGGAGGUGAUGUGGCUCCGCUGAAAUUAUAUUGAUUUUUUUUCUUGCUGAAAUUUCCAUUAUACCUUUCGUUUCAGCAUCACAUACAGGGGAGGGGGAAGUGCCUGCUCUUCCUGCUUUCACAGCCCCUUUCAUUGAGUGUCCCACCCUAACAUCAUCAACAGUUCUUAACUGGCAGCUUAUAAUCUUCUUUCACAGUGACCAAAAGCAUGUGUGGAGAACAAUGGGCGCUACACUUUGUAUCUGUUCUCGAGCGUCUUUAACUAUUGAAAACAAACGUUAUCACUUUGUCCAGAAGCUGGGUGAAGGUGGCUUCAGUUAUGUGGAUCUAGUGGAGGGUGUACAUGAUGGACGCUUCUAUGCCUUGAAACGCAUAUUAUGCCAUGAUCGAGAGGAUCGAAAGGAGGCUAUGCAUGAAGUGGAAAUGCACCGGCUUUUUAAUCACCCUAAUAUACUACAUCUAGAAGCACAUUGCAUGAUAGAAAAAGGCUCCAAGUGGGAGGCCUGGCUACUUCUUCCUUUCGUCGAGAAGGGAACUUUAUGGAACGAGAUUGAAACUCUAAGAGACAAAAAUGCUUUCCUUUCUGAAGAAAGAAUUUUGCACAUUUUACAUGGCAUAUGUCUAGGACUAAAAGCCAUUCAUGAUCAGGGAUAUGCUCACAGGGACCUAAAACCCACAAAUGUUCUCCUUGAAGAUGAUGAUCGACCAAUAUUGAUGGACCUGGGAUCCAUGAACCAUGCACGCAUUGAGGUGAAUGGGUCUCGACAAGCUAUGGCAGUGCAGGAUUGGGCGGCUCAGCGGUGUACUAUUUCUUAUAGGGCACCAGAAUUGUUCAAUGUUAACAGUGAAUGUGUCAUUGACGAGAGGACUGAUAUAUGGUCUCUUGGGUGUGUGUUGUUCUCCAUGAUGUUUGGUGAAGGUCCCUAUGAUAUGAUUUUCCAGAAGGGAGACAGUGUGGCUUUGGCUGUUCAGAAUAACCUCUCUAUCCCUUCAAAUAAUAGGUACUCACGGGAGCUGGAGUCACUACUCUCCUCAAUGAUGGUGGUUAAUUAUCAAAAUCGUCCAUAUAUCUCUGUUGUGAUAUCUCAGCUUGAAGCAAUACAACCAGUUGUGAGAGGACAAGCUACAACUAGAAUAUGAUAAAGGACCUGGUCUCACAAUAGUGUACUUUUUAGCACCUUUUGCACCACAGGACCAAUGCCACUGAACUGGAGACCAGAAAGUGACUACAGUAGUUAUAAUUACUGACAGCUGUUGAGAAGUCAUUUCUUGACACUUUUAGUAAGUUUUUUAUUUUAUUUUUGGGGUAUUUUUUUAUUACCUGUUUUUCUUGUAUGAGACUCCACUGCCCUUUAUGUGUGUUAUACAGACAUUAUGCAUUGCCGGUUGCUGUCCAGACAGAAAAGACAACUGAAGCAAGUAUGUUCCAAUGAUACUAUGGCCUCGGAACUGUGGAACCUCUGUUGUGUCCAUUUUGUGUGUAUCUGUUACUCUUGCAUGGGAAAAAAGAGAACAUCUUUUUCUAGUUAAUCAACUACUACUUUUUUUUUCUUGUGUCUAAAAAAUACAGUUAUAUAUUUAGUAUUAAAAGAAUGAAAGCACACAUAAAUGUGUAUAUAUAACACCUUACAAUAUAUGAAAGAAGGUUGUAUUAAUACCUUGGGCCUAUAUGAUUGCAAGGAAAAGGCUGCAGAUUAUUGAUUCACUACUUUUUUGUCUUUUAACAGUGAAUGUUGGUUAUAGUUAAAGGGGCAUGCCAGUCAAAAUCCUCUUUCAUGAUUCCGAUAGAACAUACAAUUUUUUAAGGUACUUUUCAAUCCACUUCUAUAAUCAAAUUUACUUUGUUCGUUUGGUGUCCUUUGCUGAAAAGCAUACCUAGGUAGGCUCAAGAGCAGCAAAACACUGCUUAUAGCUAGCUACCGAUUGGUGACUACACAUAUGCCUCUUGGUCAUUGGCUCACCAGAUGUGUUUUCAGUGAGCGCCCUGUAGUGCAUUGCUGCUCUGGAGCUGACUUUAACUGUGUCUUUAAUUCAUUUGCAGGGGUAAACAUACAGUUAUAUGCAAGCAAUAGUGCAAUAAUAAAAUGGGUUAUCACAUUGGUUUUUUUAAGCAGUGCAAUGUAAAUAUUAAAGCUAUUUACAAUUGCUCCCAUUCAUGAAUCAAUGCUGAGAUUGUUUUAAUGUCGGUAACCACAAAAUAAUUCUCAUGUUUCGUUUCUGAACUGAGGACUUAAAUAUCUCGGCAUUUAGGCUGUUUUAUUCCCCUGGUGAAAGGGAUGUAAUGGAUUAUAGAACACAUUUUUGUGUGGCUUAAGCAUAAACCGCUACCAGCACACAAAGAAAACAUCAACAAAACCUAUGUGGCUCCAGAAUCUUGAGUCAGAUGUGCUGCCCUUUGUUGCCCUAUAUUGUAAGAUUUUAUUUACACGCUGUUGAAUUCUUGUAUGUACUAAAUAUAUGUGUAUACGAAAACAUACACCAUAUGUUUGUUCUUUUUUUAUUUUUACAAGAAAGUGUGGGUAUUUUCUGUGAUGAAGCAGCAAGAAAAUUCAAUCAAGUGGAGCUGGCAUCCAUAAGAAGACAAAUUCUAAUUCAUUCCAUCUGACUUGAGAACAUGUUAAUUAAACUUUUGUUUUAUCUGAAAGUAGUAUCAUUUUUAUACCUGCUCUUUAUGAAUAUAAAUACAUAAUUCAGCCUCACUAUAUAAGCCUUCCAGGAGCUAAGUUACUCACUUUGGCCCAGAUUACAAGUAGAGCGCUAAAUAUCGCUUGCGAGCAAGGGAUAUUAGCGCUCCACUUUGUAAUACCAGCGCACAAUUGCAAGUAAAUCGCAGCCAGCAUGACCAAAGCAACCAGGCAUCCUACAGAUGCACUGAUCUGAAAUAACAUUACCAACACACUAAUAGGCCAGUGACAGCCAUGAAUGUGCUUUUAGAGGCAAAGUAUACCAAUUCUGCAACGUGUCCCUGUUGGAGCAUCUAAUGUAAGUACAGUGGGGCAUUGUGACGCUGGCUACACACGAUUUCUGAGAGCUUUAGUAACAUAAAACAAAUGUGCACAAUAAGAUACAUUUAAGAAAUAAGACUUUCAUAGUUCCACAAAUACUGCACACAAAUAUUGAUCCUGGGGGUUGUCAGGUGUUGUAGUUAUCUGUGUAUGAAUUCAAGCCUUGUCAUACAACAUGUAAAAUUUGGUGCUUUCAAUGUGACCUCAGAUUCUGAAUCCUCCACAAUCAGAUUCUAUACUACCCCUGAUGGCUUUUCUAUGUUUAGGAGGACAAAUGAUUAGACCUUUGUCAGCUGUUUAAGGCAGAUUUAUUGCAUGUGAAAUGUAAAAAGAAAGUAUUAAACAUAUGUCAUGUC